GUGGACGCUGCGGUUCAGUGCGAUCGCAGACAUUGUGCAAAACGGUUCGCAUAGGCAGGAAAGUGGAAUUGAAAUUGGAAGUGCUGUUGCUGCAAGUACCUGUUGUUGUUGUUCACGCUCUUGUUGUUAUUGUAACUGUGUCAAGCAAAUUUUAAAAGGGCGUAACCGGAAAAAACGCGAAUAGUGUGAAGUGACAAAUAAAUCAAUUUCUACAAAGAACACAAGACACAUUGAGCUUUAUCAAUUUGUGUUUUCUUCGGAGGCUCGACAUCUCAAUUCCCCCUUUUUUUCUGGUUUUCUACGGCAACAGCUAUGGACAGCGUAAAGUCGUUUUUUGCAAACCCAAACAAAGAGAAUAAUCUUGGCAAUCAGCAAAAUGGCGUUACGGGACGCUGGAACAACUGGAAUAGAAACGUUCAGGCUCACGCGGUUCCUGUUCCUGUAAAUGCGACCAUAAGAAACCCAACCAGUUUCGAUGCAAAGCGCAAGGAUAGUGAUAACUACUUCUACAUCAUGUGGCGAUCUUAAAAACAUCCUAGAAGAGCUGGCAGUACGACAGCAGAGCCAUAUCAUUAAGAUUAAGUCUAAAGUGACCUGCAGCGGUUUUGUGCUCACAUCUUAUUAGAGACAUCGGAAGCUGUAACAGACGUGUUUUUUUUAUGCCUUGUUGCACAAUCUCCAUACCCGGUGUUUAGUGAUAUUAGUUAUUUAUUUAAGAAUAUAAUUUUUGUUACAUAUACAUUCAAUUGAUAUACGUAUUUUGUCUCGUCGAAACUGGCAUUAUAACCUUGAAGCCCAUAUAUGGACCCGAUUACAGUUAUUGGCUUGAUUUACUGGCUGUUCUGCAUGAUAUUAUUUGGACCCAUGAUGUUCUUUGUCUGCGUUUACCUUCCCGAAGUGCCAGUGCGAUAUGUGAAGAGCUUAAGGCAGUACACAUAGGCCUUUUUAUACACACAACUUAAUUGUUAAUACAUAGACAAGUAAAUAGGUGUUCAUUUUAAGAAAACACACAGUUUAUACUGAAACUAAUGUACUCGUAUAAUCAACAUACCAUUGAACUCUCUGCAAUAAAUACGUUCAUGUGGAAUAUUACGAAA
Drosophila innubila is the source of this 1097-nucleotide messenger RNA. RefSeq lists its product as uncharacterized. The coding region runs from base 802 to 939 and encodes 45 amino acids. The transcript is spliced from 3 exons. Lineage: Eukaryota; Metazoa; Arthropoda; Insecta; Diptera; Drosophilidae. The record is from RefSeq and is a predicted model, not a curated record.